CAUGUUUGAUGCUCUGUACUCCUUGGCAGUGUUCUCUUCUCACUGUGUUUGUCCCCAUGGUUCAUUCAACCACUCUUAUGAUGAACAGGGGCAACUAAAGCUCACCUUGAUCAGUACCCUUAAAAGCAUCCUGUUUGGUGAGAUUUCAGUCAUGAUUCAUGAACAUGGACUCUACUUGAACCUGAAAGAUCGGAGUAUCAGUUUCUGUAUGUGGAGAUGGCACAAAAUUGCAGGCAGUUUACUGAGCUGAGAUGACUUAGCCUAGCUUAGCAGAUUCAGAGAGUUCAGUCUCUUAGCUCUAUUCUGAUAAAGCGUAAAAAUAUGAACGAAGCAACGGAAAAAUAAUUUAUGGAUAAAACUUUUAUAUCCGGAUUAUUUAUGAUUUUAAAAGCCAAUGUUAAAAGUAGACCACUAAAAAGGACCCCCAAAAUUAACUAUACAAUUAUUAAGUUUCGAAAUUCAAGAGGUUUUUCAGACUUUUGAGCUGUGGUAGACGGUAGACAGCAAAGCUGGGUCAGGUACAGUAUUGUACUGUACUGAUGAUCAGGUUGUGAUCUCCAACUCCAGCAGCUAGAGAGACAAGAAGACGACAGAAAAGUACACGAGCUCAACUCCAUUUGCAGCAGCAGCAGCAGCAGAAGCACAGCUCACCACCUGUCUUUUUCCGAUCCAAUCGCCGCUAUAAAUUCAGCAGCCAAUGCUGCCCGCCAUGUGCAGCAGAACUCACUCACAGUCUCAGUCUCAGUCUCACUGCUUCAGCUCAGCUCUCCUCUCGUAGCUCGACGAGCUAGCUAGCCCAGCUACGACAAUCAUGGGGGACGCGGCGGCGGGCGGGAGGAAGGCGGCGGCGUCCGGCGGCGGCGCGCGGCUGCACGUGGCGAUGCUGGCGCUGCAGCUCGGGUACGCCGGGUUCCACGUGGUGUCGCGGCUGGCGCUGGACAUGGGCGUCAGCAAGCUCGUCUUCCCCGUCUACCGCAACCUCAUCGCCCUCUUCCUCCUCGCCCCCUUCGCCUACUUCCUCGAGAAGAAGGAGAGGCCGGCCAUGACGGCGAGCUUGGCGGUGCAGUUCUUCUUCCUGGCGCUGUGCGGGAUCACCGCCAACCAGGGCUUCUACCUGCUGGGGCUCGAGAACACCUCGCCGACGUUCGCCUCCGCCAUCCAGAACUCCGUCCCGGCCAUCACCUUCGCCAUGGCCGCCGCGCUCCGCAUCGAGCGCGUCCGCCUCUCCUCCCGCGACGGCCUCGCCAAGGUCGCCGGCACGCUGCUCUGCGUCGCCGGCGCCUCCGUCAUCACGCUCUUCAAGGGCCCCGCCAUCUUCAACACCCACCACAACCACCAGCCGCAACCGCAACAGCUCGCCGUCGCCGUCGCCGCCGGCAACAAGAGCUGGACGCUGGGGUGCGUGUUCCUGCUGGGGCACUGCGUGUCGUGGUCGGGGUGGCUGGUGCUGCAGGCGCCGGUGCUGAAGCGCUACCCGGCGAGGCUGUCGGUGACGUCAUACACCUGCUUCUUCGGCCUCAUCCAGUUCCUCGCCAUCGCCGCGUUCCUGGAGCGCGACGCCGCCGCCUGGGCCGUCCGCUCCGGCUCCGAGCUCUUCACCAUCCUCUACGCCGGAUUCGUCGCCUCGGGCGUCGCCUUCGCCGUGCAGACGUGGUGCAUCCACCGCGGCGGCCCCGUGUUCGUGGCCGUCUACCAGCCCGUGCAAACCCUCCUCGUCGCCGUCAUGGCUUCCCUCCUCCUCGGCGAGCAAUUCCACCUCGGAGGGAUCAUUGGGGCGGUGCUGAUAGUGGCAGGGCUGUACCUGGUGCUGUGGGGGAAGAGCCAGGAGAGAGCCAUUGCUGCUGCAAAAGAAGCUUCUGCUGCUGCCGCCAUUGCUGACCACCAGCAGCAACCAGCUUCUGCUGCUGCUGCUGAUUCUUGCCUGAAGCAACCACUCCUGCCGGCGUCGACGGUGGCCUCAGAGAAUGUGUGACCGACCAACCAUUUUUUUUUUUUUGUUGAUGCAGAUGCAUGCUGGCACUACAUGUGGUUAGGCUAAUUAUGUAUGAUUCAUUAAUCAAUUAAAUCAACUUAAUUUCCCUGUUCAAGUA
Molecule: messenger RNA, 2090 nt
Organism: Oryza sativa Japonica Group (Japanese rice)
Lineage: Eukaryota; Viridiplantae; Streptophyta; Magnoliopsida; Poales; Poaceae
Product: protein WALLS ARE THIN 1
Cellular component (GO): plasma membrane
Molecular function (GO): transmembrane transporter activity
Source: RefSeq, a predicted model, not a curated record